AUGGCGGAGGAAGCAGAAAGAGCCGUGGGGGAAUUUGGCCCCCCAGUGGCAACUCCCUCAGCGAUCCGACGUCCUGCUAUUGCAGCCAACAAUUUUGAGAUCAAACCAGCCAUGAUCACCAUGCUGCAGAAUUCAUCUGUAUUUUGUGGUCUACCGAAUGAAGAUCCCAACAUCCAUCUUGCGAUAUUUUUGGAGAUUUGUGAUACGUCCAAGUUCAAUGGAGUAACUGACGAUGCGAUUCGUUUAAGGCUAUUCCCCUUCUCCUUGAAAGAUAAAGCCAAGCUUUGGUUACUGUCACAGCCACAAGACUCCAUCCGUACUUGGGAUGAUUUAUCUAAGAAAUUCCUUGCUAAAUUUUUCCCACCAGCCAAAACUGCAAAAUUCCGACAAGAUAUCAUGUCAUUUGCUCAAUAUGAUAAGGAACCUCUAUAUGAAGCCUGGGAACGAUUCAAAGACUUAUUGCGCAAGUGUCCUCACCAUGAGCUACCAACCUGGAUUCAAGUUCAGACUUUCUACAAUGGGUUGAGUCAAACAAGCAGGACACUAGUUGAUGCAGCUGCUGGAGGGGCUUUAAUGGCAAAAACGGCUACCGAAGCAUUUGAAUUAUUGGAGACCAUGGCAUCCAACAACUACCAAUGGCCAAGUGAGAGAAUGAAUCUGAAGCCAGCUGGGGUCUUGGAAGUUGAUGCUAUGGCUUUGCUAACAGCACAAAUUUCUAACCUUACUAAAAAAGUUGAUUCUUUAAGUGUUAAUUCUAUAAACACUAGUACUAAUUUUGGUUGUGAACUUUGUGCAGGCCCUCAUCCAAGUUCAGAGUGCACCACAGGGAACCCAUUUGCGUCUGCUGAGCAAGUCAAUCAGGUUGGAGAAUUCAAUCGACAAAGGAAUAAUCCUUAUUCCAAUACAUACAACCCCGGUUGGCGAAACCAUCCAAAUUUUUCGUGGAGCAAUACUCAGAAUUUGCAAAGACCACCACCUGGCUUUCCGGCUCAAGAGAAGAAAAUAAAUUUGGAAGAUGCUCUUACUCAGUUGACUAUGUCUACCACCCAAUUCAUGACUGAAACAAAAACUCAAUUUCAGAAUCAGCAAGCUUCUAUUCAGAAUUUGGAGGUGCAAGUUGGCCAAUUAGCUAAUGUCAUAAGUGGAAGAAACCAAGGAGUAUUUCCAAGCCAACCUGAAGUUAACCCGAAAAAUCAAGAACAAGCAAAGGCAAUCACUCUUCGCAAAGGGAAGCAAGUAAAUACAGCGAUCGGCUUGGAAAAAGAAGCAUUAGAGAAAGAAAAAGAAGCUAAGAAGUCUGCGGUAGAAAUGGGGCAUGCAGUUGCACCACCAAUCACCACCACAGAAAAAUCCCAAGAAGCAGAAAAUUCUAUACCAAUUCCUUCUCUUCAAUUGAAGCCAUAUGUCCCACAAAUCCCUUUUCCACAGAGGUUGAGAAAAAAUAAAGUUGAUGGGCAGUUUGCAAAAUUCUUGGAGAUGUUCAGAAAAUUACAGAUCAACAUUCCUUUUGCUGAAGCUUUGGAACAAAUGCCAAGUUAUGCAAAAUUCAUGAAAGACAUUCUCUCCAAGAAGAGGAAAUUUGGAGAGCACGAGAAAAUCCAACUAACAGAAGAGUGCAGUGCCAUCUUACAACGGAAGCUUCCACCAAAACAAAAAGAUAGAGGGAGUUUUAAAAUUCCAUGCACUAUUGGAAAUAAUUUCUUUGAAAGAGCUUUAUGUGAUUUGGGUUCUAGCAUUAACUUACUACCUUUAUCUGUUGCUAAAAAGAUUGGUAUUGGUGAAAUUAAACCCACUACUGUUUCUUUGCAGAUGGCGGACAGGUCAAUCACAUACCCAGAUGGAAUUAUAGAAGAUGUUCUAGUAAAGGUUGAUACACUCAUAUUUCCGGCGGAUUUUCUAGUUUUGGAUAUGGAAGAAGAUUCUGACACGCAGCUAAUUUUGGGCCGCCCAUUCCUGAUUACUUCACGCACUCUAAUUGACGUAGAAGAAGGCUUACUAACUUUGAGAGUUGGGAAUGAACAAGCGACAUUCAAAGUUUUUGAAGCAAUUAAAUUUCCAAGAGAAGCGGAGGAUUGUUUUCACAUGGAAUUAAUAGAUGAAAUUGCUUCAGACACAUGGAAUUAG
Messenger RNA from Prunus armeniaca (apricot), 2124 nucleotides. NCBI's taxonomy places the organism in Eukaryota, Viridiplantae, Streptophyta, Magnoliopsida, Rosales, Rosaceae. The record is from the annotation of a GenBank genome assembly.